GUAAUGAUGCUGUGAGCCAAUCAGUUAAGAAGACCAAUCCGACGACAAGCCUGCACAGCAGAGGGGCAAAAAGGUGCAAGGGCUGUUUACCGUUAUGCCGCCAGCAAUUGCGGCAGUUCACCCUAUAGGGGGACACCGCAUGCGUCCGGUAGCGCUGGACUAUUCUAUGUGUAGGGGCCGACCGGCGAAGAUGCGCCAGCGCUCACUUCUGGUUGCGCUCCUUUGCGCGGCCUUAGUGUCAAUCUCUAGGUGCGGUGCAGAAGCUUCACAGGAUAACGCGCGCACUGGAGAUGUGGGGGAAGCUCAUGUCGGACAAAACGCGAACGAACCAGUGGCAGGCGACAACAGCGACGAAGCGAAGGCGCGUACAGGUGACAAAGUUCUGGACAAAACUUCAACAGGACAAAGCAAAAGCGGUGAAUGGGAAGUGUCAGGGAAUACGUUCAACACUGGAUUCUAUUCGGCACAGAAUAGAGAAGUGAUUGUGAGUGACAGUCACGAUAAGGGUCGAAGUGGUGUCAACAGUGAAAACAGAGAAAUAACGCACGCUCGCUCUGGAUAUCUGAUUGGGAACCCUGCAGAGAAUAAAACAAGAGUAGAUUUUGAGUCUAAAUUAGGCUCCCUUAUGGACUUACUAAUGGAAAAGGUGACAGGUAGUAGACUAACCUUAAAUGCUCUCGACCGAAUAGACGAAAAUUGCACGCAGGCGUUGCUACGAUGGGUUGUUGCAUUACGAACAAUGAAACCGUGGGCUCUGAAGAUGCUAGACGCAACGGGUCGUCCGCCUUCGGGUCUGGCAUCGGGAACUAUCGCUGACCUAGGACAGUUUAACCAAUGCCUUAAAACGAUAGCCAGAUCUGACCGCUUCGGACAACAAAUGGAAGAGACUACCCUAACGAAAACAGCACAGAGUUCCAUGAUUUUCAGGGAUGUCAGCGGAUUGGAGUUGUUUCGUGGUCAAUAUUGUUCAUUGUUUCUGAAACCGACUGAUCUGGCUUCGAUGAAAAGAUUUGCGGAAAAGUUUGCUCCUGACGAUCCGGAUGAAGUGACGCUGGAUUUGCAGGUGUUCCUGGAAUCAAAUCAAGACGUGUCACAUGGACUUCGUAUCGGGGUCUGUGUACCUUCAACCUGUCCCUCCGAUGAUCUGUCUCUUCUUGUCAAUUCAGUUGCAAAUGACUUCGGCCUCACAGGAAGCCUUCGGGGCUGUGUUGUUAAGGACAAGCCUAAGUUAAAAACGUAUGAGAAGGUUCUAAUGUGCUCAUUUAGUCUUCUGGUGUCCUUUGUGAUCGUGGCUAGCGCGUUGGAUGUUUAUUUAAGAAAGGCUGGACAAAAGUCCAGCCUCGCCCAAAGUAUCUCAGCCGGCGCUACGGGAUUCUACAUCGAGACCUUUUCGGCAAUAUCAAACACGGAACGACUUCUGCAUGUUCCCGGCAAUGAGGAUAUGAGUACGAGUCAAAAGAAGCUAGCUUUCUUCCAUGGCGUAAGGUUCAUUAGUUCCUGUUGGAUUAUCCUCGGUCAUGGUUAUCUUACGAUCGAGCCCUCUGCCACCGGCGAACUGGGUCGCGCGAUGGAGUUCGGCCGCAGUUGGUUUUGGUGUCUCGUUGGUAACGCAUAUCCUGCCGUACAAACUUUUUUGUAUAUGAGUGGUCUCCUGCUGGCCUACAACUAUUUGCAGUUCGAGCAAAAAAAGGGGACGAAACUGUCACUUCAUCAUAAAAUUGUUAUUCUUCUAUUACGGAGAUAUAUACGGGUAACGGCGCCGCUAAUGUUCGUCCUUGGAUGCUGGUUGCUUGUUCCAUUGAUGUUCGAUGGACCUUUGCAGGCUGAGCACUACGGACCAUUUUUUGAGACCUGUCAACGCAACUGGUGGAAGGUUUUGCUACAUAUCAACAACUUGAGUGACUUCUUCGACAUGUGCCUACAGCAUACGUGGUACGUAGGGGUCGACUGGCAAAUAUACAUGGUUAUAUGUGUGAUUCCUAUACUGUUGGCAAAAAGGCCACGACUGGCACUUUUCAUCUCCGCGGCCCUAAUCGGUGUUACAUCAACAAUUGUCUUCCUGCAGGCCUACGUGAAUUCCUACCAGCCGGUGUCACUUUAUACACAGCCUCAGAUCUCGGCAACUAUGGCAAUGAUGAAAGCGAUCUACUACAAGCCGCACGCACACGUUGCCUCAUAUGUAGUCGGCGUCCUUAUGGGAUACUACCUUUUUGUAAAGGAACAGCUCGCUGGUUGCGGAACGACUCAAACGGCAAUGCAUAAAUCCGCCAAGGUUUACAGAACUACAAGCAUUAAGAAGUCGGUGCGCUACUUCGGAUGGGUGACGUCUACCGGAGUGGCUCUUGCCGUCGUAUUUGUCCCAUACAAAUGGUUCAGUGGCGCUCCAUGGGAUGGGCUGGACUCGGCCUUGUACGCAGGCUAUUCAAAGUUUAUGUGGUCAGUCAUGCUGUGCUGGUUGACGCUUGUUUGUGCUAAUGGAUAUGGAGGCCCAGUGAACGCGUUUCUUUCAUGGCGUCCUUUAGUUCCUCUCAGUCGACUUACCUAUGGAGCGUACCUGAUUCACUCUCCGCUUUAUCUCGUUCGGGCCGGCAUCCUCAGGGAACGUUUUUCAAUCCAACACUACCAUCUAGUGAUGGAGUUUUUCGGCUGUGUUACAAUGGCAUACCUUUUGGCGUUUCUAAUGUACCUCGUAUGUGAAGCUCCUGUAGCCCGACUAGAAAAGCUCGCAUUUGAGGGGCGACGAAAACCACAGAGAACGCGACAACCAGAUGGGGGCAGCCGUGUAGAGGGUGUACGUCUAUAAUACUGUUAAAGACAUUGUAAAAUUUUAGAUAAAUUAGAUAGAUAGACAGCACAAUCACUACCAGUCAACACCAUUAAAUCGUGUCAUGCAACGAGACACACUGAGUGUGUGUGAACGACUGGUACCAUAAAGGAUGGUUAAAAUUUGCAAUUCUUUAAAAACAAAGCGUAUUUUAUAUUUAGAAGAAGCGUCUGUUUGUCUAAACGAUCUUAUUUAUAACGUGUAAAUUUAUGACAAUACGCUUGUUUCAUUCCUCAUUACUGUCUUUCUUUUUAUUUUUAUGUUUAUAUUUUUCCAAAUACUUUGAUUUUCUUAGUCGUGCGAUGUUUAUGUAAAAUUUUAGUACGUUUUCGUCUUAAUUGUUCCAUCUUUAGGAAAACUGUAGAUUGAAUGUAAUAUGUAUGUAUAGUUGACUUAUUCCUGUCAGUCAUAGAAACCCGGAAAUAUAUGUAGAUGUACAGCGUGAAUCGCGUCGCUUUUAAUUUAAUACAAUGUAUAAAUGGUUAUAUGUGUGUAUAUAUAUAUAUAUAUAUAUAUAUAUAUAUGUCUAAUAUCAACAACUGUUUCCGCGUAGAUCGCAGUUAAAAGAUAGAAAAAAAAAUUAAUAAAGCGAUAUACGCGGUAUCUAUUGUUAUUUUUUUAGUGAACUAGAAUCUUUAUUGAGGAUAUUUUCUUGACAUAAAUGCCGUAUGGCAGUUCACGAAAUUUAGUCCCAGGAAUGAUUAAAAAAACAAAGGACAGCAAAGGAUGCAGAGUAGGGUAGUCACGUCAUGCAGGUACAAUGGAAUCGCAAGCGUUUGCAGGGGCAUUCUUAUCGAAUAUUUUCAAUUUGUUCUAUUAAAUAUCCACAUGAAAUCAAUAGCUUAUUAUAGUACACUAUAAAAGUGAAAAAUUAAUUCCAAUAUAAAUGUGUUUAAAUCAAUUCUUAAAGUGGUAUAAACGUAAAGUUUCCUUGGGGAUCAUUGCCCGUGAUACGUUUACGCUGUGGCAAAAACAGUUCACCGAAACUUGUCUUCAGAAAGAUCUAAUCAGGGUUUGACGAUAAUCGCCCACAAAUAAUGACCCUUGAAUUUUUUUAUUUUGAAUUUAAGUAUAAAGUUACGUGUCUGUCAAGAAAUAUGUUUUUUUUUUUUGUAGUCUUGCGUUGUUAAUACGCCACACAUGAAGUAUUCUUGGUUUUACUUUAUUUCCUGUCACUUUAUAAACGACUACAUAAUAGGACAUCACACGUGCGAUACGUUUCCAUUGUGACACGAGAUGCUGAAUUUUCACAAAGCCCUUGUUUUUGCAUACGGUACUCAUGCGUUUCCGUAA
Varroa destructor (honeybee mite) is the source of this 4117-nucleotide messenger RNA. RefSeq names its product nose resistant to fluoxetine protein 6-like. NCBI's taxonomy places the organism in Eukaryota, Metazoa, Arthropoda, Arachnida, Mesostigmata, Varroidae. Gene Ontology annotation, molecular function: acyltransferase activity, transferring groups other than amino-acyl groups. The record is from RefSeq and is a predicted model, not a curated record.